AUGUCAAAUGAUAUCGCUUCUAACCGUUCUACGCUCAAGGAAUUCCUCGCUUCCAUAGCAACAAUCUCUGGAGAUCUCAGCAAUAUAACGGCACCGCCCUUCGUUCUAGCAGAGUACUCAACAGUCGAGAUACCACAGUACUGGGCAGAUCACCCACUACUGUUUGUUGCACCAGCUGCAGAGCAAAAUCCCGAGAAAAGGGCAUUGCUUGUGCUAAAGUGGUUCCUCGGUUCGUUGAGAAAUCAGCAGUAUGCUGGAAGGAAAGAAGAAGAGGGCGUGAAGAAGCCGUUGAACGCUUUCCUUGGGGAGCUAUUUGUUGGAAGCUGGCAGGAUGAAGAGCUCGGAGAAACAAGUUUGGUAUCCGAACAAGUUAGCCACCACCCGCCCAUAACAGCAUGCUAUUUGUGGAACGAUAAGCACGGCAUUCGAGCGGAAGGGUUUACGCAACAAGAGAUCACGUUCUCUGGGAGCGUUAGUAUUAAGCAGAAAGGAUAUGCUGUCUUGCAUAUCGAUAAGUAUGAUGAAGACUAUCUAAUCCCUGUACCAAACGUCAAGGUGAAGGGCAUUUUGAGCGGAGCACCCUACCCCGAGUUACAUGGACAGUACUCCCUCAUCUCCUCAAACGGAUACGUAUCACACGUUAAAUUUGAAGGCAAGGGCUUUUUUGGUUCAGGUCAGAAGAACAGCUUCGAAGCGCGGAUUUCCCACGUAAAUCAACCGAACGAAGACAUAUACACGGCCAAGGGAGCAUGGAGUGGAGGAUCUCUCAUUCUAGACUCAAGAAGCGGAAAGCAAAUCGAGAUUUUCGAUGUCAUGGCUCUUCAGUCGCAGAAGAUGGAAGUAGCCGACUUAUCACAUCAAGAUCCAUGGGAGUCACGUAGAGCAUGGGGAGAUACUAUUGCUGCUUUGCGCAGUGGUGACAUGAAGGGCACGACGAAUUCCAAGUCCGUGAUCGAGGAAGGCCAGCGGAAGAUGAGGAAAGAUGAGGAAGCGGAGGGAAAACAGUGGAAGAGCAUCUUUUUCCAUAGCGUUAAACAUGACCCUGUUUUUGAGAAAUUGGUCGCUCAUGAUAAUGGGUCUUAUACAGUGGACCGAGAAGGAGGCAUCUGGAAGGUCGACCAGGAAAUGGCCAAGACUGCAAAGACGCCAUAUCAUGGUAAUUUACUGCCAUCAAAUGAUAAGACAAAUUUGAAGCAGAGAGAAGAUUCCAGGAAUGGGAACGAUUUUCAAGAUAAGGCGCAGAUCACGACGGCAGCAGAAAUGACGAGCGGGGAUCCAGGAGAACAACGAAACAAAAACGGCGCAUCAAGACAGGAGAUGAACAAUGGCACUGCGCAACAAGAGAAGCAACCUGGGAGCGUAACUAGUAGCUCACAAGAAAUAUCGGACGCGCAAAUCGAGGCUUUUCUCCGGGCGAAGCACAGUAAUGUUAAUCGAGGGUGA
Messenger RNA from Cucurbitaria berberidis CBS 394.84, 1443 nucleotides. RefSeq names its product Oxysterol-binding protein. Gene Ontology annotation, cellular component: cytosol; membrane; intracellular membrane-bounded organelle. NCBI's taxonomy places the organism in Eukaryota, Fungi, Ascomycota, Dothideomycetes, Pleosporales, Cucurbitariaceae. The transcript has a single exon. The record is from RefSeq and is a predicted model, not a curated record. Bases 1 to 1443 code for a protein of 480 amino acids. Gene Ontology annotation, biological process: endocytosis; piecemeal microautophagy of the nucleus; maintenance of cell polarity. Gene Ontology annotation, molecular function: oxysterol binding.